Messenger RNA from Brassica napus (rape), 2406 nucleotides. RefSeq lists its product as uncharacterized. The record is from RefSeq and is a predicted model, not a curated record. Bases 223 to 1698 code for a protein of 491 amino acids. Lineage: Eukaryota; Viridiplantae; Streptophyta; Magnoliopsida; Brassicales; Brassicaceae. The transcript is spliced from 2 exons.
AGUUUGAAAUUAUUGAGUUGAAGAGUGAAUGUUUAUAAUAUAGGGUGAUAAGUUUAAGAUUUGGUGUUUUAAAGUGUUGAUGUUUAUGUUAAAUUAUUUAUAAAUUUUGGAAGUUUAAAUAAGUGUUGGAUAUUAAAUCCAGGUAAAGCAUUCAAUAUAUAUAUAGCCAAUUUUACUAAUCAAAUCAGUAACGGCGAUGGCGACUGCGAUUUUUUCUGCGACAUGAAGAUUGGAUCGAUCAAUGUUGUUUUGGGAUUAUUGGAGGAUCAGAUUGAUGAGGAAAUUGGAUCUUAUGGCUCUCCUGACGAGUUUGGGUUGAAAUCACGAGCGGAAAUAAUGUUUUUUGGGCAAAAAUGGAUAGGAUCCGAUUGGAUUCUUCUGAUGAAGACGAAUCAUGGCGUAAGGAAGGAGGGGUUUCCUCGGUUGAUUGUGAUUGUGGCAGAUCUAUGGAUAAGGAAAGGGGAGACGGAUACAGGUUUUAAAAAUUUAGACAAGGAAGUUGGUGGAAAAGUUUAUGGCCAGAUUGAUCUGAUAGAUCUUUCAAGAACUAUGACUCAGGGGCAAUGGAUGGUUAAGUCUGGUGGUAAAAAGGUGCAGGCCCCAAGUAUGGGACUGAGGAUCUCGAUCCCAAAGUUUGAUAAUUCAGUUCUCAUUGCUGAAUACUCAAAAACGUUGAUUGGGAGAUGCAUGAAUCCUUUCAAGCAGGAGAUGAAGAUGCUACUGUUCCAUCUACCAAAGAUCUGGAAUGUCGAUGAGAGAGUGGUGGGCGCAGAUCUGGGCUUGGGACGUUUUCAGUUCGAUUUCGACCAGGAGGAAGACAUUGUUGAGGUGAUGAAGAAGGAGCCCUUUCACUUUGAUAACUGGAUGCUGUCUGUUGUUCGUUGGGAGCCGGUGAUGGAGGAGAACUAUCCUUCCAAGAUAACGUUUUGGGUUCGUGUCAUUGGUGUCCCUCCGCACUUUUGGGCUGUACCAACUUUCAAAAGCAUAGGCGAGGCACUGGGGGAGGUCCGAGGAGAUGACGAUAUUGACUUAGAUGAAGGGAAGGUUCGGGUGAUCAUUGACGCUUUCAAGCCUCUGGUUUUUUCGGUUACUGCGGAGUUCCACAGUGGUGAUGAGUCAACCAUCGCUUUAAGGUAUGAGAAACUGCACGGGUUCUGUCGAAUUUGCUCGAGUUUGAGGCAUGAUCAGUUUCAUUGUCCGACGGUGAAGAAGAGUACUGACGAGGAGACUGAGAUGCAACCUCCACAACCGGAGCAGGACCCAGCCAUGUUGAGCUACAAGGGAGCAGUGGAAUCACAGGGAAGAGAGCUUGGUGUUGAUGGGAAUGGAAAUAACCGAAGGCAAGGCCAUCAAGUCCCGAGAAACAGGGACUACAAGGGCAAGGGUAUUGCUUUUGAUAACAGCAAAUAUGAGGGCAAUAGUAAAUCGGGGUUUAAAAGGUCGUACAGAGAUCAAGACGGGGGCUACUCAAGGAAUCUGAGGCAGACUGGGCGGUUCCCACCAUCAGAGGCUCCAAUGAGGUACGCUAUGGAUACACGGGGUUUAAAAAAUCUCAACACUCAAGAGAUGGGGCAAAACUUGGACGAGCAACAAAAACUUAUGCUCGAUGCCUUUAGGAGCGGCAAGAGUGAAGAGACAAACCAUGUAUCAGCUCCACGGCUCGUAAGGCUCUCACCUUUGAAGGAAACAUCUCCGUAACUGCUAUGGAAGGAUUGGGUGGUACAGAUGUUGCGAGUGUUAUAGAGGGUGUAAGGGUGGGAGAGGAGGACCCUAAGGCAUUGGAGGAGAAACUCCUCCCUGACAGUCAUGGUGCUGAUAAGCAGAAGGAUCUUAAUAAAGAGGAGAAUGAGGGAGAGAAGAUUGAGGAGAUGGAGGGUCUGUCUGAAGAAACAUAUUCAGAGUUAACUGGUGAUGCAGCGCUUUCUGAGGCUGGGGAGCAGGAUGGCUCUGAACAUGUGGGUGAUGAGGUUUUUGCCGAGGCUGAUUUCGACGUGGAGGAGGAUGAUCAACUGAUGGAGACAGAAACUCAGGAGGUCUUGAGUGCGGUCGAAGGCAAGGAACGUGGAGGUGCUAAUAAGAAGAAGCAGGGGAAAGUUAAUGGAGCUGCUAUGGGAGGCUCUCUUAAGAAGAGAUUGGUGCAGAGUGUCGUCUCCCCAAGGAAGAAGCAUACUGUUAAGCAUGGUAGCAAGGUGGGGGAGAAGGGUGCACUACCCCCAAAGAAGGCUCCAGUUAAGCCUGUUCCUGAUCAGAACUAAAGAGUUUUUAAGGUCUUAAAACUUAAUGAAUAUGUGUUGGAAAAGAGUUAGUAGUUCCCAUGAUUUUAUUGCUGUAUUAUCUUUGUUUCCUCGUUAUGGUUUUCCUCUGACGUCUUCAGGGUGUUGGAAUAAUAAAUUGGAUUUAUUUUCA